Messenger RNA from Striga asiatica, 537 nucleotides. NCBI's taxonomy places the organism in Eukaryota, Viridiplantae, Streptophyta, Magnoliopsida, Lamiales, Orobanchaceae. The record is from the annotation of a GenBank genome assembly.
AUGGGUGAAGGAUCUGGUAGAGUUCUCGUGGGUGUUCUUGCAAUUGAUGGGAGUAGCUUCAGGAGGACCACUGUCUGCUACACAGUGCUAAGUCAGACGAUCAAAAACUUAUCUAGAUUGGAUCAAAAUAAAAAUUUCACCUAUUUAAUGAAUAACCCAACCAAGUUUGAGAAAGAAAAGACUAAACACAAGGUACUACACUAUUUUCUUGGGCAUGCGCUUGAUCCAUUUGGGUGUCUGCACGCGCGAGCUCUUGUUCCGCUUCAGGACGCCAAGUACUGGGCUUUGGCCUUGAAUAUGCGUCGUGCGUUGUCGUCGGACAACGGAUUCUUAGGGUCUUUGUGUCUAGGUUUUGGCUUGUCGAAGAGUAGAGACUACGGGUCGAGUUUGAGGGAACAGAGGACUUUCGGCGGCGGCAGUUUUGAGAGGAUUGGAGGUGGGUUUACUGCGAAUGAUGGGAGGAAGGAGGAUUAUCGAGAGAUUUUGUAUCGGAACUCAACCAUGAGAGAAGGGGUGUUGAGGAGGCUGAAGACUUAA